Molecule: messenger RNA, 2786 nt
Organism: Lolium perenne
Lineage: Eukaryota; Viridiplantae; Streptophyta; Magnoliopsida; Poales; Poaceae
Product: WD repeat-containing protein YMR102C
Molecular function (GO): protein binding
Source: RefSeq, a predicted model, not a curated record
CUUCCUUUCCCUCUUCAAUCUUUCCGCCUUCCCGUCCUCGAUUCCAAUCCCUCAUCUCCGCCACCACCAUUCCCCAUUCGCGCCAUGCUCUCCCCGCCGGCGACCACCCAAGAACAGCGCGCGCUUCACCGCCUCUGACGACGAGGACGACGAUAGCACCUUCCUUGGGUUCCAAUUCCCCCAGCACGCGCGCGCGCGAGCGCCAGUUUCUCCCUUCCGUCCAGCAGCGUCCCAACAACAAGAACCAUCCAUGGCGUCCUGCCAAUUAGUGCGAAGCUCCAGCAGUAGCAGGAUGGAGUUGGAAGACGAAGCCUUCUUCGACACACACCAAGAGUUGCUGGCGUCGCCGGCAUCCAACCCAGCGCCAGCGCCGGCAUUGCCGUGGUCGUCAUCCAACGCCCUCGACAGCGUGCAAGAGCGGAAGGAGCGGUUCCUCAGAAGCAUGGGCCUCGAGUGCAGCCCCAGCCCAAGCCCCAAGCACGCAGAUCCUGUCUGCCCCGCCAGCGAAGUCGACGACGACGAGGAGGCUGUGCCGGACACCGGGAGGUUCUCGUCGCAGUCCGAGGAGAACGACUGCUCCAUGUCCAGCUGGUCCACGGAGGAGACCACCAGCUACGGCGACGGCGCGUCGGACGACAAUUCCGUCAGCGGGUCCAGCAAGGACGACGGCAGCAAGGUCAGCCGGAGCUCCAGCUCCUUCUCCUUCAUCAGGAGGCUCAUGAGCCGGAACGGUAAGGCUUCUGGUGCUCCGAGGACGGUCGAGAGGAGGAGGAGCGGGUGGCUUGAGAGGCUCGGCGUGGCAGCCUGUGUGGUGGAUCUUACAGGGGAUGAGCCCAGCACCAGCUCCUCCGACAGCGAGCAGAGUCGGGGUGGGAGGUAUGAGAGGAUUAAGGUCCGCUCCUACCGGAAGCGGUCCAAGGAAUUGUCUGCCGUGUACCAAGGCCAAGUGAUCAAGGCACACGACGGUGCCAUCCUGACGAUGAAGUUCAGCCCCGACGGGCAGUUCCUCGCGACCGGCGGCGAAGAUGGAGUUGUCAGGGUUUGGGGUGUUUCGCAGUCUGAUGACUGUAAGAUUCCUACGGAUGAUCCCUCUUGCGUCUACCUCAAAUCGCGGCGCAAGCAUGGGCUGGCGCCGGUGAGUGCUGACACCGAGAAGUUAUGCAAGGUCAAGAGCAUGAAGAAAACUGGAGACUCUGCUUGCAUUGUGAUUCCGGCAUCGGUUUUCCACAUAUCGGAGGAGCCGCUGCACGAGUUCUUUGGCCACUCUGGUGAUGUGUUGGAUCUUUCCUGGUCAAACAACAAGCAUCUACUGUCUGCAUCAACAGACAAGACCGUCCGCCUGUGGGAAAUUGGAUCUGCAAACUGCAUCAGCGUUUUUCCGCAUAGCAACUUUGUGACUUGUGUCCAAUUUGAUCCGACCAACGACAAUUGCUUCAUCACUGGAUCCAUUGACGGCAAAGUCCGUGUAUGGGACAUCACUAGAGGCAGCGUCGCGGACUGGGUGGAUGUUAGGGACAUAGUUACGGCGGUCUGUUACCGACCUGAUGGAAAGGGUGCAGUUGUUGGAACCAUUACUGGAAAUUGCCGGUUUUAUGAUGCAUCAGAUAAUAACCUCCUGAGGUUGGAAACUCAGAUUGCACUCAACGGCAAGAAAUCAUCUCUCAAGAGAAUCACAAGUUUUCAGUUCUGUCCAAUCAACCCAAGUAAACUUAUGGUAACAUCUGCCGACUCAAAGAUCAGGAUACUGGAUGGAACCAAUGUGAUUCAAAAUUACAGUGGACUUCGAAGUGGUUCGUGCCAGAUGUCUGCAUCAUUCACUCCUGAUGGGCAGCAUAUAGUGUCUGCUAGUGAAGACUCCAAUGUUUAUGUUUGGAACCGUGAGAACCAAGAUGAAUCUGUAUGGCGACAAGCAAAAACCACAUAUUCAUCAGAGCGCUUCCAAUCCAACGAUGCAGCCGUCGCGAUACCCUGGAUUGGCAUAAAACCAAGAAGCCAUGUUUCAUUGGCCUCUCAAAUGCAAUUCAAGUAUACUUCAAGUUGCAGUGGAGACUGUUCUUCCACUAACAGCAGUACGCCAAGAUCCUCUGCUCCUGGUAUUUUCAGUCUGAACCAGGAGCUGUUCACCGAGCCCUCUUGCAAAGGGCCGGCAGCAACUUGGCCAGAGGAAAUGCUGCCAUCUUGCUCGAUCGGUGCAAAUUUGGACGAGUCGCAGUACAAGCUCCUGAGGAACUGUUCACAGAGCACAUCAAACUCCUGGGGUCGAGUGAUCGUAACCGCAGGAUGGGACGGCAGAAUUAGGUCGUUCCAGAAUUAUGGCCUGCCGGUGCAUCAGUGACUUGGUUCUUGGAGAACAAUUGGUGAAAGUAAACGGCAGCAGCAUUAGCGCUUCACAUGGGCAUCAAGAAAAGCACCCGUGCACCCAGCUAUGCUGGUCCAGUGUGUGUGGUUUCUUGGUACAAGACAUCACAUGCUUGGUGCUCCUGCUGAAUUGUGCAUGGACCAGUGUUGUACAUAAUCAACCCGGUGGUCCUCUGAGAUCUCUUCAUCAGCGGUUGUUGUUCGUGGCAGGUCCUGUAGCUUGUACAACCUUUUUUUUUUGUAGAAAUCUUUCAGUCUAGAUCAGAUUUAUUCCUUGUCCCUUCUUUCAAUUGCCCUAUUGGUAUGCCACGGGAAUUCGUUAGCCUAAGCUGAGUGUAAAUUUUCAUCCCACUGAAUGUGUGGGAGCUUGAUGGGAGUAUAUAUGAGAAAUUCGUUCAUUCAUUCAAAAUGCAGUGUCCAGUUCUUCA